AUGGAGAGAGUGGCGUCAAAGAAGGAAGUACAAGAAAUGAAGCAACGGUUACUGGAAAAGAUGGGGUUAAGGCUUGAGAAUUUGAAGGCGGCGAAGGUGGCGAAGGUGGCCGGGAGAGACGGCGAAGUGUUCAUCCACAUGUCCAAGGUCAUUUCUCAAGAUGUAUUCACAAUCCAGGACCGUGAUAUUUUAUCCAGUGCAUUUAACACCAUCAUUGCGGAGAGGAGAGCCUCCAUUCGCGUGAUCAGUGCGAUCGAAAAGAAAACGGCCGACAAUGAAGAAGGAUCCGCUGCUUCCAUUAAGAUGUAUCGCAGGAAGGUUCAAGGUGAGAUUCGUCUUAUCACAGAUUUCUUGGAAUCGAUGCUUAAGAACCUCACUCAGCAUAAAGAUGAAGUAGAUGAUUUGAGGGCUAAAAUUGGCAAAAUUAGGGCGGAGUUCUCAGACGAAGACGAGGACACGUUGUUUCUUGGCGGAAGGUCUUGGGGCGAGGGUCGUAUUGUUCAUGCAAAUUUAGCCUUCAAAUGUGGUCGAUUCAAAGAGGCUCUGAAGUUUGUUCAGCAAUCUAUUGCCUUUAAAGGUACAAGAAUGACCGAAAAAGAAUUUGAGGUGCUUCACGGUUCAUGUACCAAACUGAUCGAAAAGCGAUUGAAGUCUCUUGAUGCCCUCGAUUCUGGGGGAGAAGAUCUUGAUCCUAGGCUGGUGGAAUUUUAUAAAGAGAAGAUCAAAACUGAGUUGAGCUUUGUGUGCAGAAGCACUCUAAGACUACUCCUUCUUAUAGAUGAAUCAUCAGAUACCCUUAACAUGAUUCAGAAACUCCGGGCUACUUUGUUAGAGAUUGGGAAAGCAGAGAAGGGAACUGAUGAUGAGGAGCCAGAGGAAGCGGUGGUGGAGUCUACAGAAUUCAAGGAACAUCAAUAUAACCGCCCUGGCUAUCAUAAAUUUACCAAGGCUGCUUCCAAGAAGUCGGGAGAUAAGAAAGAGGCGGAGAAGCAUCCCGGACAAAGGAAAGACUUGGAUGAUAUAGAACGGAUCAGGCUUAGGAAGGCGAGGCAAGAAAAAGAAAAGGCAUCCCUGCUUGAUUGGUAUCGAAGAGUUAGAGAUCAGACGAACUUCAAGUCCAAGGUCCUCCUGUACCUGAACAAAUUGACAGGAGACAUGAUAUUUGAUCAUAUAAGAAGGCAGGCUAAAACUUUCUCAGUUCCUGACAAUUUGAGGGCAACUGAACUGAAUGAACUCAACCACAAGAAUCAGACUACCGAAGUUUACUGCCAGAAGCAAUUCCAGAAGAUUCUAGCCGGAUUAAUUCAGCUACAGUUCCAGGCUUUAUUGGGGUUCUAA
Messenger RNA from Oldenlandia corymbosa var. corymbosa, 1338 nucleotides. The record is from the annotation of a GenBank genome assembly. NCBI's taxonomy places the organism in Eukaryota, Viridiplantae, Streptophyta, Magnoliopsida, Gentianales, Rubiaceae.